Messenger RNA from Cyprinodon tularosa, 2107 nucleotides. It is a transcript of the gene rars1, whose product is annotated as arginyl-tRNA synthetase 1. Lineage: Eukaryota; Metazoa; Chordata; Actinopteri; Cyprinodontiformes; Cyprinodontidae. Gene Ontology annotation, cellular component: cytoplasm. The transcript is spliced from 15 exons. The record is from RefSeq and is a predicted model, not a curated record. Gene Ontology annotation, molecular function: ATP binding; arginine-tRNA ligase activity. Gene Ontology annotation, biological process: arginyl-tRNA aminoacylation. The coding region runs from base 114 to 2096 and encodes 660 amino acids.
CAUUAAAGUAAAAAAGGCAAAGUCCAGAACUUCCUUCCCCUGCAGUUUGUUUCAUCAGCCACGAGUUUGAGCUUCCAUUCAGCAGCAGAGAUUUCAUCCAGCGUUAAAGACAGAUGGGAGACCCAGUGACAGAGUACACAGCCCGGCUUCAGCAGCAGGAGCGGGAGAUCCAGAGCCUGUCUGCAGAGAUCGAGAGCCUGAAGAAGCCGCAGAACCUUGGGCCGUCGGCACGCUUGGAAGAGCUGCGGGAGGAAAACACCAAACUGAAGUACCGCCUCAAUGUCAUGAAGAGGAGUCUUCAGGAGGAUUCGACUCACUGCGGUGAAUCCAUGCUGAACAUCAACCAGCGGCUGCAGGAUGUUUUCGGCGAGGCCAUCAGGACUGCCUACCCUGAGCUAGACAACCCGCCGCUGACGGUUACGCCCAACCAGCAGGCCAAGUUUGGGGAUUACCAGUGCAACAGCGCUAUGGCCAUGGCUCAGAUGCUGAAGGCGAAGGGGACAAAGGUGAACCCGAGGGAGAUCGCUGAGAAGAUCGUCCAGAACCUGCCCGAUAACGAGCUCAUCCAGAGGACGGAGAUCGCGGGACCAGGAUUUAUUAACAUCCAUCUAAAGAAGAUGUUUGUCUCCAAACUGCUGAACAACUUGCUGCUCAAUGGCGUUCAGCCUCCGCCGCUUGCUACCAGGAAGAAGGUGGUUGUGGACUUCUCCUCUCCCAACAUCGCCAAGGAGAUGCACGUGGGCCACCUCCGCUCCACCAUCAUCGGUGACAGCAUGUGUCGGCUGUUUGAGUUCCUGGGCUACGACGUCCUCAGGCUGAACCACGUCGGCGACUGGGGGACUCAGUUCGGGAUGCUGAUCGCUCAUCUGCAGGAUAAAUUUCCAGAUUACCUGACCGUGUCUCCGCCCAUCAGUGACCUGCAGGCCUUUUAUAAGGAGUCGAAGAAGCGCUUCGAUGAGGAGGAGGACUUUAAGAAACGGGCGUACCAGUGCGUGGUCAGGCUGCAGAGCAAAGAACCCGACUUCAUCAAAGCCUGGAACAUGAUCUGUGACGUUUCCAGGAGAGAGUUUCAGAGGGUCUACGACUGUCUGGACAUCAAGAUAAUCGAGAGAGGAGAGUCGUUCUACCAGGACCGGAUGACCCGGGUGGUGAAGGAGUUUGAGGAGAAAGGUCUGGUUCAGAUGGACGAAGGCCGUAAACUCGUCUUUGUCCCGGGUCAGUCCAUCCCACUCACUGUGGUGAAGUCCGAUGGCGGCUACACGUACGACACGUCGGACCUGGCGGCGCUGCAUCAGAGGCUCUUUGAGGAGAAAGCUGACGUCGUCAUCUAUGUGACGGACAGCGGGCAGGGGACGCACUUCCAGGUGAUCUUCGCUGCUGGACAGAUGAUUGGCUGGUACGACCCCCAGGUGACCCGGGUGGAGCACGCUGGCUUCGGGGUUGUGCUGGGAGAGGACAAGAAGAAGUUUAAGACGCGAUCUGGCGACACAGUGAGGCUGAUGGACCUGCUGGAGGAGGGACUAAAGAGAUCCAUGGACAAACUGAAGGAGAAGGAGCGGGACAAGGUGCUGAGUCCAGAGGAGCUCAUCAAGGCCCAGAGAGCCGUGGCUUUUGGCUGCAUUAAAUACGCCGACCUGUCUCACAACCGCAUCAACGACUACGUCUUCUCCUUUGACAAGAUGCUGGAUGACCGGGGCAACACGGCAGCUUACCUGCUCUACGCCUUCACCCGCAUCAGGUCCAUCGCCCGUCUGGCUAACCUUGACAAGGCGACGCUCAGGAAAGCAGCGGAGACCACAGAGAUCCUGCUGGACCAUGAAAAGGAGUGGAAGUUGGGGAAGUGCAUCCUGCGCUUCCCUGAGAUCCUGCAGAAGAUCCUGGACGACCUGCUGCUGCACACGCUGUGCGACUAUCUGUACGAGCUCGCCACGACCUUCACAGAGUUCUACGACAGCUGCUACUGUGUGGAAAAGGACCGGCAAACAGGUGAGGUGAUCAAAAUCAACAUGUGGAGGAUGCUGCUGUGCGAAGCCACAGCCGCCAUCAUGGCCAAAGGCUUCGACAUCCUGGGCAUCAACCCUGUUCAGAGGAUGUGAUUCCACUUUAG